This is a messenger RNA of Ilyonectria robusta, 4221 nucleotides long. RefSeq names its product ABC-2 type transporter-domain-containing protein. The record is from RefSeq and is a predicted model, not a curated record. The transcript has 4 exons. Gene Ontology annotation, cellular component: membrane. The coding region runs from base 1 to 4221 and encodes 1406 amino acids. Gene Ontology annotation, biological process: transmembrane transport. Gene Ontology annotation, molecular function: ATP hydrolysis activity; ABC-type transporter activity; ATP binding. Lineage: Eukaryota; Fungi; Ascomycota; Sordariomycetes; Hypocreales; Nectriaceae.
AUGGACUCCGACGGUGAUGGAUCGCAGACGGUAUACGACAAGUCUGUCUUCCACGGUAUCGACAAUGACGAUGCCGAAUGGGCCUUGAAGCCAAAAGUUGCCGCCUUCAAGGAACGAGACCAGGCUGGCGAAUUCCCCAACCCUCGAGAACUCGGUGUUACUUGGCGCAACCUCAAUGUCGAAGUCAUUAGUGCCGAUGCCGCCCUCCACGAAAACGUCUUCUCUCAAUUCAACAUUCCGAAACUGAUCCAAGAAUCCCGACACAAGGCCCCGCUCAAGACAAUCGUCGAUAACAGCCAUGGCUGCGUCAAGCCUGGAGAGAUGCUGCUUGUUCUUGGGCGGCCAGGCUCUGGAUGCACAACCCUGCUGAACAUGAUCGCCAACAAGCGCAAUGGAUACGCCAGCGUCUCCGGUGAUGUCCACUACGGAUCCAUGACAGCCAAGGAGGCAGAGCGAUUCCGCGGUCAAAUCGUCAUGAACACCGAGGAAGAGCUGUUCUUCCCUUCACUCACGGUUGGCCAGACCAUGGACUUCGCUACCCGCCUCAAGAUCCCUUUUCACCUGCCCAACGGUGUCACCUCUAAGGAAGAGCUACGCACUGAAACACGCGACUUUCUUCUCCAGUCAAUGGGCAUCGAGCACACUCACGAUACCAAAGUCGGCAAUGCCUUUGUCCGAGGUGUGUCUGGUGGUGAACGGAAGCGUGUUUCUAUCAUCGAGACCCUGGCUACCCGUGCCUCGGUUGCCUGCUGGGAUAACUCGACUAGAGGUUUGGAUGCCAGCACCGCUCUGGAAUACACCAAGGCAGUUCGAGCCUUGACCGAUGUUCUUGGCCUUGCUUCCAUCGUCACUCUGUACCAAGCUGGAAACGGCAUUUACAAUCUGUUCGACAAGGUGCUUGUCCUGGAUGAGGGAAAGCAAGUCUACUAUGGUUCCAUGAAGGAAGCCAGACCCUUCAUGGAGAACAUGGGUUUCAUCUGCCAACACGGAGCUAACGUCGCUGACUACCUAACUGGUGUCACCGUCCCAACGGAGCGAGCUAUUCGACCCGGCUUUGAGGAUCGCUUCCCGCGCACCGCCGAGGCACUCCGCGCUGAGUACGAGAAGUCACCCAUUCACCAGCGCAUGAUUGCCGAGUACGACUACCCUACUACGGAAGUCGCCAAGGAAAACACCAAGCGUUUCCAGGAGGGUGUUGUGAACGAGAAGGACAAGAGGCUUGCGGCAUCAAGCCCCAUGACCGUGGGCUUCGUCCACCAGGUCGAGGCUUGUGUCAAGCGCCAGUACCAGAUUAUCCUGGGUGAUCGCGCGAGUUUCAUCAUCAAGCAAGUCUCCACGAUCGUCCAGGCUCUGAUUGCCGGAUCACUAUUCUACAACGCACCCAACACCUCUGGCGGACUCUUCAUCAAGUCCGGCGCCUGCUUCUUCGCUGUUCUUUUCAACUCUCUGCUGUCCAUGUCUGAGGUUACCGACUCCUUUACUGGACGUCCGGUCUUGAUCAAGCAUAAAUCUUUCGCCUACUUUCAUCCUGCUGCCUUUUGUCUCGCGCAGAUCGCGGCUGAUAUCCCGGUUAUCCUCUUCCAAGUGUCAACAUUUUCCGUCAUUCUGUACUUCAUGGUUGGCUUGACUUCGACGGCCGAGGCAUUCUUCACCUUCUGGGUUCUACUCAUUGCCAUCACCAUUUGCAUGACCGCGAUGUUCCGAGCUGUCGGUGCCGCAUUCAGUACAUUCGACGGCGCAUCAAAGGUAUCCGGUUUGUUGAUCUCCGCUACCAUCAUGUACUCUGGAUACAUGGUCACGAAGCCUCAAAUGAAAGACUGGUUCGUUUGGAUCUACUGGAUCAACCCCAUGUCCUACGCUUUCAACGCCUUGCUAUCCAACGAGUUCCACAACAAGAUCAUUCCUUGUGUCGGGAACAACUUGGUCCCCAAUGGUGGAGCGUUUGCCAACGCAGCAAGCCAGGCUUGUGCUGGUGUCGGUGGCGCACGCGUGGGUCAGUCAUUUGUAAAUGGAGAUGACUACUUGGACUCUCUGGCAUACAGCCACUCGGAUCUCUGGAGAAACUUCGCCAUCAUUUGGAUUUGGUGGUUACUCUUCGUUGCUAUCACUAUCGUCGAGACCACUAGAUGGAAAUCAUCCUCUGAGAACGGCCCGUCACUACUCAUUCCCCGCGAAAACCAGCAUAUCGCCAAUGCCCUCCGACAAGUCGACGAGGAAGGACAAGUCUCAGAGAAGAAGGUCGAGAGCGGCCAGAACACCGGAGCCAUGGUUGAGAGCGAUUCCGAAGGAAGUUCAGAUGAACUCGUUCGCAACACUUCUGUCUUUACCUGGAAAAACCUCUCUUACGUCGUCAAGACUCCCUCGGGAGAUCGUACUCUGCUGGACAAUGUCCAAGGCUGGGUCAAGCCGGGCAUGCUCGGUGCCCUUAUGGGAUCCAGUGGUGCUGGAAAGACUACUCUCCUCGACGUUCUUGCUCAACGUAAGACCGACGGUACCAUCCACGGUUCUAUCAUGGUUGAUGGUCGCCCUUUGCCAGUCUCCUUCCAGCGAUCCGCUGGUUACUGUGAGCAGUUGGAUGUCCACGAGCCCUAUGCUACUGUUCGAGAAGCUCUCGAGUUCUCUGCCCUCCUCCGCCAAAGCCGAGAUACCCCUCGAGCGGACAAGCUCAAGUAUGUUGACACCAUCAUCGACCUUCUCGAGCUCCACGAUCUUGCGGAUACCCUCAUUGGCGAUGUUGGCGCUGGGCUAAGCGUCGAGCAGCGCAAGCGUGUCACUAUCGGUGUCGAGCUGGUUUCUAAGCCUAGCAUCUUGAUCUUCCUCGACGAGCCCACCUCUGGUCUUGACGGCCAAUCUGCAUUCAACACUGUCCGUUUCCUGCGCAAGCUCGCCAAUGUUGGCCAAGCUGUUCUCGUCACCAUUCAUCAGCCUUCUGCCCAGCUCUUUGCUCAAUUCGAUACCCUGCUCCUCCUCGCCAAGGGUGGCAAGACUGUGUAUUUCGGUGAAAUCGGUGAGCAUGCCAAGACGAUCAAGGAAUACUUUGGUCGUUUUGGUGCUCCUUGCCCCAAGGAAGUCAACCCCGCCGAACACAUGAUUGAUGUCGUGUCUGGUCACCUAUCUCAAGGAAAGGAUUGGAACGAGGUCUGGCUUGCAUCCCCCGAACACGACGCUGUGAGCAAGGAGGUGGACCGUAUCGUCUCCGAAGCCGCUGCUAAGCCCCCUGGUACUGUUGACGAUGGUAACGAGUUUGCCACCCCUAUGUUGGAGCAGAUCAAGCUUGUCACUCAUCGCAUGAACGUCGCUCUCUACCGCAACGUCGACUAUGUCAACAACAAGGCCGCUCUGCACAUCACAUCCGCGCUGUUCAACGGCUUUACCUUUUGGAUGAUUGGAGACGGUGUCGCAGACCUCCAACUGAAGCUGUUUACCAUUUUCAACUUUAUCUUUGUUGCUCCCGGUGUCAUGGCCCAACUUCAGCCACUGUUCAUCCACCGUCGCGACAUUUUCGAAACGCGUGAGAAGAAGUCUAAGAUGUACUCAUGGGUGGCCUUCGUCACGGGUCUGAUCGUUUCGGAGAUCCCCUAUCUGUGCAUCUGUGCCGUCUUGUACUAUGUCUGCUGGUAUUACACUGUCGGCUUCCCUGGCGACUCCAACCGUGCCGGAGCCACCUUUUUCGUCAUGCUGAUGUACGAGUUUGUCUACACUGGUAUCGGUCAGUUCGUAGCUGCCUACGCACCCAAUGAGGUCUUUGCAUCUCUCGUCAACCCGCUCCUACUCGGUACCCUGGUCUCAUUCUGUGGUGUUUUGGUACCAUACCAGCAGAUCCAGUCGUUCUGGCGCUACUGGAUCUACUGGCUGAACCCCUUCAACUACCUCAUGGGAAGCAUGUUGGUCUUUGACAUUUGGGGGUCCGACGUGAACUGCUCCGACAGGGAAUUUGCUCGAUUUGAUCCCCCUAGCAACAUGACGUGCGGCGACUAUCUGGCUGACUACCUUGCACAAGGACUCGGCGCCGUCAGCAACCUCGUGAACCCGGAGGCUACCUCCGGGUGCAAGGUCUGCUCCUACUCCAAGGGUGAGGACUACUUGCGCACGCUCAACCUGAAGGAGUAUUACUACGGCUGGAGAGAUGCCGCGAUUGUGGUCAUCUUUGCCUUGAGCUCCUAUGCCUUGGUGUACGCCUUGAUGAAACUCCGAACAAAGACCUCCAAGAAGGCGGAGUAA